AUGGAGGCCACUGGCAGUAACAGCAGGUUCACCGUCACGUGCGAACUCCUGCGGCAGUACAUGCUGAGAGAGCACCGGCGGCAUCAGCUGGUGGAGGCGGAGGAGACGGACUCCCGGACCAUGCAGCUGUUCCCCAUCCCCACGCGCGCCGGCACGUCGUCGCAGCCGUCCCAUGACGACCAGGCGGAGGCGCAGGCCAAUUGCAAGGCACCACUGACCAUCUUCUACGAGGGCCGGAUGCUCGUGUUCGAGGACUUCCCGGCCGACAAGGCCAAGGAGCUGAUGCAGCUGGCCGGGUCGGGGUCAGAGAAGCCGGCAGCCACCGAGCCAUCGGCGGCAGUGCCCUCCGACCUGCCCAUCGCGAGGAAGGCGUCACUGCAGAGGUUCCUCCAGAAGAGGAAGGAGAGGAUCGGCGCUACCAUGGAGCCUUACCCGAAGCCGAAGGUGGCGGCCUCCCCGGCACCGGAGAAAGAUGUUCCGGCCACCGCCAACAGCAAGCAAGUGAUGACUGCUUUGAAAGAUGUGCCUGCUGCCUCAUGGCUCCGGCUUUGA
Miscanthus lutarioriparius is the source of this 552-nucleotide messenger RNA. NCBI's taxonomy places the organism in Eukaryota, Viridiplantae, Streptophyta, Magnoliopsida, Poales, Poaceae. The record is from the annotation of a GenBank genome assembly.